Molecule: messenger RNA, 979 nt
Organism: Paralichthys olivaceus (Japanese flounder)
Lineage: Eukaryota; Metazoa; Chordata; Actinopteri; Pleuronectiformes; Paralichthyidae
Source: RefSeq, a predicted model, not a curated record
GUGAUCUAUCGAGCCUUAUCUCCCUGGCAGUCAGUGGAUCCCUACGGACCAUCUGCUCAGGACCAGCUCAUGAUCACCAACCUGAGAGUCCGCCUGCUGCAGCGCCAGCCGUGUCCCUGCCAGGCCAAACACCCCGGUGCUGCUGCGCUCCCCACAAACCACUACGCCAUUUAUGAUUUCAUUGUCAAAGGCAGCUGCCUUUGCAAUGGACACGCUGACCAAUGCGUUCCAUCCAGGAGCUACCAAACCAGCCAGCAGAGGACGAGUAACAUGGUCCAUGGUAAGUGUGUGUGCAGACACAACACGGCCGGUGACCACUGUGAGCGCUGUGCACCUCUCUACAAUGACCGGCUGUGGCAGGCUGCCAAUGGCCUCAAAGGGACGCCACACGAGUGCCAGAAGUGCAAGUGUAAUGGCCACGCCAGGAGCUGCCACUUCAGCCGUGGGUUGUGGCUGGUCACCGGACGACGGAGCGGCGGCGUGUGUGACAGCUGCCGCCACAACACAGAGGGCCGCCACUGCCAGAACUGCAAGACGGGUUUCUACAGAGACCCUGCUCAUCCAAAAACGGCCCCUGACUCCUGCAAACCCUGUUCAUGCCACCCUGUCGGCGCCGUCCUCUCGGGUGGGAGCCCUCUCUGCAACCCUACCAGCGGGGAGUGCACUUGCAAGCCUGGCGUAGGCGGCCACCGCUGUGACAGCUGCAUGAUGGGAUACUGGGGGCUGCACGAAUACGGCUGCCGCCCAUGCGACUGUACGGGGGACUGUGACCCCUAUACCGGGGACUGCAUUUCUGGCUCAGACGUGGAGGUCUUCUAUACAGUCACUGGCCACAUGGGACACAGCAGCAAUAAUAGUGAGACGGCACUCUUUAGGGCAGAGGAGCUUUUCUCUGCACUGCACCACUCUGAGAAAUGCGAAUGUGUUGAAUUAACGCUCGGCAGCCCUAAACUCUUCUGUGCUGCAGAGUACGACUACG